GGUGACAGCGCUCGCUGGCCUGCAGGGCUCGCUUUAGGUGUUGCGGCACGGGAUGGCGGAGGCGCCUCCUGUCUCAGGCGAAUUGUUUCAUCUUUGGACUUCAGGGACAAACUUGACUACAAGGAAGCAUGUGGCCAGCGGAGGUGGGGGAUGGAUGAGUGCUUUUAAGUUCAAUACGGAUGCUGCUGAGUUCAUUCCUCAGGAGAGAAAAAAUUCUGGUCUGUACUGUGGGAGUCAAAGGAGACUAGAUUCUAAUAGAAUUGGUAGAAGAAAUUACAGUUCACCACCUCCCUGUCACCUUUCCAGGCAAAUCUCUUAUGAUGACAUCUCUGCUGUUCAUCAGCACAGUUUUCAUCCUUCGGGAGGCAAACCUAAGAGUCAGCAGACUUCUUUCCAGUCCUCUGUUACUAACAAAUCUCUCAAGAACCAUGGCCUUCAGAAUCAACCUUGGCAGAAAUUGAGGAGUGAAAAGCAGCAUAUCAGAGUCAAGAGAGCACAGGGCCUCACUGACCAGACCUCAGAUGCACCUGGCCUAGAAAGCGUGGCCAAAUCAGAGAGUGGGACAAACCUCAGAGAGCACAGUCCUUCCGAGAGUGAGAAGGAAAUUGUCGGUGCAGAUCCAAGGGGAGCAAAACCCAAGAAAGCAACCCAAUUUAUAUACAGCUAUGGGAGAGGACCAAAAGUCAAGGGGAAACUCAAAAGUGAGUGGGUUCACAGAAUGACUCCCAAACCUGAGGAGGCAGGACCUGAAAACACCAAACCAGCAGGGGUUAUCCACCCUGACUCUUCGGAUGCUUCCUCUAGAAAAGUAGUAGCGGAUGGGGCCAGACGCGGCGAGCAGAGAAGACACCCACAGAAAAGGUCUCCCUGGGAAGUGGAGGGAGCCAGGCCACGACCAGGCAGGAAUCCACCAAAACAGGAGAGCCAACGACAUACAAACGCAGGGUCCAGAGACAACAUGGCCCCCAUUCCAAAGGAUGAUCUUAAUGAAAGGCCAGCAAAGUCCGCCUGUGACAGUGGGAACUUGGCAGUCGUCAGCAGGUCUUCUAGAAGGGCUGACCCAGAGAAAUGUGCUGUAAGGAGGCAGGAUCCUCAGGUAGCAUCUUUUCCCCGAGGCAAACAGAACCACAUGCUAAAGAAUGUGGAAACACACACAGGUUCUCUGAUUGAACAGCUCACCACAGAAAACUACGAGUGCAUGGUGUGCUGUGAGCUGGUCCGUGUCACCGCCCCAGUGUGGAGCUGUCAGAGCUGUUACCAUGUGUUUCAUCUGAGCUGCAUAAAGAAAUGGGCCAGGUCUCCAGCAUCUCAGGCAGAUGGCCAGAGCGGUUGGAGAUGCCCUGCAUGUCAGAAUGUUUCUGCACAUGUUCCUAAUACCUAUACUUGCUUCUGUGGCAAGGUAAAGAAUCCUGAAUGGAGCAGAAAUGAAAUUCCACAUAGUUGUGGUGAAGUCUGUAGAAAGAAACAGCCUGGCCAGGACUGCCCACAUUCCUGUAACCUUCUGUGCCAUCCAGGACCUUGCCCACCCUGCCCUGCCUUUAUGACUAAAACAUGUGAAUGUGGACGGACCAGGCACACAGUUCGCUGCGGUCAGGCUGUCUCAGUUCACUGUUCUAACCCUUGUGACAAUAUUUUGAAUUGUGGUCAGCACCACUGUGCUGAGCUGUGCCAUGGGGGUCCAUGCCAGCCUUGUCGGGUCAUAUUGAACCAGGUAUGCUACUGUGGCAGCACUUCCCGAGAUGUGUUAUGUGGAACAGACAUAGGAAAGUCUGAUGGAUUUGGGGACUUUGGCUGUUUAAAGAUAUGUGGCAAGGACUUGAAAUGUGGGAACCAUACAUGUUCUCAAGUGUGUCACCCUCAGCCCUGCCAGCCAUGCCCACGGCUUCCCCAGCUGGUGCGCUAUUGCCCUUGUGGGCAAACUCCUCUCAGCCAGUUGCUGGAACUUGGAAGUAGUGGUCGGAAGACAUGCAUGGAUCCUGUGCCUUCAUGUGGAAAAGUGUGCGGCAAGCCUCUGCCUUGUGGUUCCCUAGAUUUCAUUCAUACCUGUGAAAAGCUCUGUCAUGAAGGAGACUGUGGACCAUGCUCUCGCACAUCAGUUAUUUCCUGCAGAUGCUCUUUCAGAACAAAGGAGCUUCCAUGUACCAGUCUCAAAAGUGAAGGUAUGACUGGGAAGGGGUGUGAUGGAACUUCUUGGGGUGAAGCAGAUGCUACAUUUAUGUGCGACAAGAGGUGUAACAAGAAACGGUUAUGUGGACGGCAUAAAUGUAAUGAGAUAUGCUGUGUGGAUAAGGAGCACAAGUGUCCUUUGAUUUGUGGGAGGAAACUCCGCUGUGGCCUUCAUAGAUGUGAAGAACCUUGUCAUCGUGGAAACUGCCAGACGUGCUGGCAAGCUAGUUUUGAUGAAUUAACCUGCCACUGUGGUGCAUCAGUGAUCUACCCUCCAGUUCCCUGUGGCACCAGGCCCCCUGAGUGUACCCAGACCUGUGCCAGAGUCCAUGAAUGUGACCAUCCAGUGUAUCAUUCUUGUCAUAGUGAGGAUAAGUGCCCUCCUUGUACUUUCCUCACUCAAAAGUGGUGCAUGGGUAAACAUGAGUUACGAAGCAACAUUCCCUGUCACCUGGUUGAUAUCUCUUGUGGACUACCCUGCGGUGCCGCGCUGCCGUGUGGGAUGCACAAGUGUCAGAGGCUCUGUCACAAAGGAGGAUGCCUGGGCGACGAGAUCUGCAAGCAGCCCUGCACCGCCUCCAGAGCCGACUGUGGCCACCCGUGCAUGGCGCCCUGCCACCGCAACCUUCCCUGCCCCGUGACCGCCUGCAAGGCCAAGAUAGAGCUGCAGUGUGAAUGUGGACGAAGAAAAGAAAUCAUGGUUUGCUCAGAAGCAUCCAGUACUUAUCAAAGAAUAGCUGCUAUUUCUAUGGCCUCCAAAAUAACAGACAUGCAGCUUGGAGAUUCAGUGGAGAUCAGCAAGUUGAUUACUAAGAAGGAAAUUCACCAAGCCAGGCUGGAGUGUGAUGAGGAAUGUUCAGCCUUGGAAAGGAAAAAGAGGUUAGCAGAAGCAUUUCAUAUCAGUGAUGAUUCUGAUCCUUUCAACGUACGUUCUUCGGGGUCAAAAUUCAGUGACAGUUUGAAAGAAGAUGCUAGGAAGGACUUAAAGUUUGUCAGCGACAUCGAGAAGGAAAUGGAAGCCCUCGUGGAGGCCGUGAAUAAGGGGAAAAAUAGUAAGAAGAGCCACUGCUUCCCUCCCAUGAACAGAGACCACCGCCGGAUCAUCCACGACCUGGCCCAGGUGUAUGGCCUGGAGAGCGUGAGCUAUGACAGUGAGCCGAAGCGCAACGUCGUGGUCACUGCAGUCAGAGGGAAGUCCAUUUGUCCUCCUACCACACUGACAGGUGUACUCGAAAAGGAGAAUCAGUCUCGGCCUCCGCCACCGAUUGCUCAUCACAGACAGACAGACAAGAAUCCUGGGAGCAGCAAUUUACAGAAGAUAGCGAAGGAGCCAGUAAUUGACUACUUUGAUGUCCAGGACUGAGGAGAUCAUGACACACUUAGGAAAAAAAAAAUGAUUAGGUGUGAUGGAGAUUUUUUCCCCGCAGAUAAAUCAUGCUUGUUCCCAACUGCCUGGUGGACUCACAGCUCACCUACUGUCUUGACCUUGAUACAUGCAAACCACGAUUGUGUCAGAAAUCCCCUUGUCCUCUCUGCUGUGUGUAAAGUGUCUCACUGUCUCACUAUUGGCAGAUUUCUGACUGGAUGAUGACUGGAUGAUCACUAGCGAUUCAGUUGAAUUUGCACAGGCUCCUCACACCAUCACCGUGAUUGCUCUGAGGGUUGGGGGAACAUAGGACUUGAUUUUAGUCAAACCGGAAUUUUAACCUGAAAUGUCACUUAGUCAUGGCCUCAGAUGUCCAUCCAGUUACCCAUCCUCCUCCUGACAAUGCCUUGCAUUUUUAAUCCAAAGUGAUCACUAUCUUUGGAAAGACAAAAGCUAACUUCUCAGUCCAAAAUCCCAAACGGUGGCUUGGUACACCAUAUCUGAAGUCAGGUGUGCGGUUAAACCCAGCUGUCUUAGCUGAGUCUUCUGCCAGAAGUUCUGCCUGGUCUACCUAGCUAAACUUAUCUGAGUGGUGUUCAGCAGCAUCAGUUCAGACCUAGGAGAGGGCUCGGGGGACCUGUCUUCCGGAAUCUACAGGGGCGUCUUCGCAUUGAGCCUGUGUGGUGACAGGUUCCCUCUCUACCAUGAUGAUGGAGGACAGCAUGAGCUCCUCCUCCCACUGGUUCACACCGCGGCCUCUGUGCGCUGACCUGUGCAGGCAUAACCCCUCCUCUCUGGUUGAGAAGGAGUCUCCUGGGCACCUACCUUUCCCAUGUCGCUUUCUCCUAAGCCUGCAGCAACUGCAUUGGUUUUCCCUGUCUCUGAGCUCUGGUCUUCUGUUUGCAUAUUCAGAAAACUAUGUGAAUGGUCCAGGGCUUAUACCAGCACGCCCCCAGAGGCGUUCUUCAGGCUCCUAUAAGGCAGGUGUGGCGACAGUCACGUUAGUUCAGCCCUCUUUGUGUUGGUACCUCUUCAACACGGAGGCCAGACUUCCAGCAACUUUGUUCUGCUCCAGAAAACCCCAGAGCAGCAGGAGGAGAAAUGAGAAGUGAUGUCACAAAACUGGCACUUAGUUUUACCGGGAAAAGCAGGGCUGCCCUUUGGUGCUGACCCAGGCACUCUGCCUUGAGAGACAUCAGGUCCAGCGGGAGGGGUGGAGGGUGGGGACAGGUGACUGGAGGGAGGAGACAGAGCCACACCUCUCCCUGAGCCGCUUGGCAGAGUCAGUGGACCCGCACCCAACAGGGGCCUCAUGAGCAUCCGUUUCAUCUUUCAAGCAGUGGGUUGAGUGGGUGAGCUGUGCUGCGAGAGCAGCUCCACACAAGCAGGAGGUAGAGACCUGAUCUCAGCUUCCAGCUCUGCCAUGGGACACCCUGCUGCCGCCUGAUGGAGUGGAGCUACUGCCUUCCUCACCAGAGUCCUGAGGAUUAAAUGAGAUAAUGUACAUGGAGGUGCCUGAGCUGUUGCAUGAGCUGAAACUACAGUAUUCGGAAAAUAUGUAGGCCUCUUUCUCCAUCAUUCCAGCCAAGUAAAGGAUUAGAAUGCUAGCCACCCA
Molecule: messenger RNA, 5147 nt
Organism: Capra hircus (goat)
Lineage: Eukaryota; Metazoa; Chordata; Mammalia; Artiodactyla; Bovidae
Gene: NFX1
Product: nuclear transcription factor, X-box binding 1
Exons: 25
Coding region: 53-3529 (1158 amino acids)
Biological process (GO): negative regulation of transcription by RNA polymerase II
Cellular component (GO): nucleus
Molecular function (GO): DNA-binding transcription factor activity, RNA polymerase II-specific; RNA polymerase II transcription regulatory region sequence-specific DNA binding; zinc ion binding
Source: RefSeq, a predicted model, not a curated record